CAUCAGCAGCAGCUUCCUAGAAGACCCCUCUAACAACGCCGCCCCCCAGGCUCCUUUGCGUUAAGCGGCGUCCCCUCCGGCUCCGAUCAUCUCCCUAACAGCUCCAUCAGCUUCCUUCAUAGCUUCCCAUCCAAUAAUGUAACGGUCGGCCUCCUCGGGUACCUCGAUGACACGGAGGCUGGACUCAUCCCCGACGUGGCGACGUGCAUCAUCAUCAUCAUCAGCCUUCCUCUCAUCCUCAUCGCCAUCUACUCCCUCUACUCGCUGGUACGUAGUGACCACGUUGCCCCCAUCUACGUCAUCAACCUUCUGACCUCUGACCUCAUCCAGCUCUGCUGCAUGAUCUGUGAAGUCGCCCGUCCUCGGAGCCCGAUGAUACUCCUCAUCAACAUGUGUCUUUACGUCUACAGUGUGACGACCAGUGUUGUCUUCAUGGUGUGCAUCGCCCUGGAAAGGUACCUGCUGAUCGUCUUCCCCCUGUGGUACCGCUGCAGACGAACCAUGCGGUCCACCGUGGUGAUCUGUGCCCUGGCCUGGGUCCUUCCUUCUCUCUACUUUUCCACUUUUUUUGUUGGUGUUCGUUUUAAACUCCCCCAAAUCAUCGCCUUUGUCUUCCAGCUCCUUCCCCUCCCACUGCUCUUGUUCUUCUGCUGUGCGACUCUCAGAGCCCUGUCUGCCUCCGUCUCCGUCCUGCCUGACGAAAAACGACAAAUUGUAGGAACUUUGGUCCUGGUGCUGCUAAUUUACAUGCUGCUGUUCCUGCCCAACAUCAGUUUGAUGCUGGUAGAGAAAUCUACAAAAGACCGAUCACUAACUAAUAUUCUCUUCUACGUGUCUUCGGUGUUUCUUAAGCUGAAUCCUCUCGCAGACCUGGUUCUGUAUAUCUUCAUGAAGAAAGGGGUCCUAGACAAGAUCUUGUCCUCUGUGCGUUGCUGCAGAGUAGAAGACAGAGAUCUCAGGACGGUGUGAACUAGAAAAAUGGACCCAGGCUCCAUCCACCCUGCUACCAUUUAGGAGACAAAAA
Molecule: messenger RNA, 1024 nt
Organism: Etheostoma spectabile (orangethroat darter)
Lineage: Eukaryota; Metazoa; Chordata; Actinopteri; Perciformes; Percidae
Product: mas-related G-protein coupled receptor member A4-like
Exons: 3
Coding region: 340-969 (209 amino acids)
Biological process (GO): positive regulation of Rho protein signal transduction; phospholipase C-activating G protein-coupled receptor signaling pathway
Cellular component (GO): plasma membrane
Molecular function (GO): G protein-coupled receptor activity
Source: RefSeq, a predicted model, not a curated record